AUGACGGAAAAGCUGGAAAAGACUCCCAUCGACGAUGUCGGCCAGGCGGACCAGACGCUUAAAGACAUUGGCGACGGUUUCAUCUCAGGCCAAGGCUUGACCCCAGAGGAGGACAAGAGAAUCCUCCGCAGAAUUGAUAUCCUUUUGCCCGUCAUGGCCAUGUCGUACCUCUUCCAGUUUCUCGACAAGUCCGCACUGAGCUACACCGCCAUCAUGGGUCUCAGAGACGACAUGGGCCUUUCCGGUUCCGAGUACUCCUGGGCGAGUAGUAUCUACUACUUUGGGUACCUCGUCGCUUCGUAUCCUGCCGGCGUCGCCAUGGUCCGCCUCCCCGUCGGCAAGAUGAUUGCCACUUCAGUUCUUGUCUGGGGCAUCAUCUUGAUGUUGACCGCCGUCUGCUUCAAUGCCGCUGGCUUGCUUGCAAACCGCAUUAUGCUCGGUGUCGCUGAAGCAGCCAUCGCCCCAGGUCUAUCCAUCGUCGUCUCCAUGUGGUACAAGCGCUCUGAGCAACCUCUGCGACAUGGAGCCUGGUUCCUUGGAAACACCAUCGCCGGCAUCUUUGGUGGAGUCGUGGCCUAUGCCAUUGGCCACAUUGAGAGCAUCGCUCCGUGGAAGGCCGUCUUCCUCAUUUUCGGAGGCAUCACCACCGCCUGGUCAUUCACGAUCUUCUUCCUCCUCCCCGAUACCCCCACUAAAGCCCGAUUCCUCAACGAGGCCGACCGCAUCAAGGCCAUUGAGCGCGUGGCGGAGAACAUGACCGGCAUCAAGAGCGACACUUUCAAGUGGAACCAGUGCAUCGAGGCCCUCACAGACAUCAAGGCCUGGCUGCUCUUCACAAUCCAAAUCAGCGCGCAGAUCGCCAACGGCGGUGUCCACGGGUUUGGGUCAAUCGUGAUCAAGGGUAUGGGCUUCAGCACGCUCAACACUCUGCUGGUGCAGAUGCUCGGGUCCGUGUUCCAGCUUGUCUUUGUGCUGAUGGCCACCGGAGGAAGCACCUACUUCAAAAACAGCCGGACAUACUGGAUGGCGUGGAACCUGGCUGUGUCGAUUGUGGGUGCGGCCAUGGUGAGGCAGAUCACGCCCGAGUUGAAGUGGGCGAGGUUCAUGGGGUACUGCUUGACGAUUGCGUACAGCGCCAACUUCCCGAUGAUCUUGUCGAUGUCUUCGGGCAACUUUGGCGGGUUCACUAAGAAGACCACUGUCAACGCCAUGAUCUUCAUUGCGUACUGCGCCGGAAACAUCAUCGGCCCUCAGCUCUUUUUCGAAUGGGAGGCUCCGUCAUACAGGUCUGGAUUUCUGGCCAUGUUGAUCUGCUACGGCAUCGGAGUUCUCACGUGCUUUGCGCUCCGGUACUACCUCAUCUGGGAGAACAAGCGCAGAGACAGCAUCGGAGAGGUUCUCGAUGUCGGGGUCGGGGACCAUGUCCCGCUGAACCUACUUGACAAGACGGAUAAGGAGAUUCCUCAGUUCAGAUAUGUGUAUUGA
Molecule: messenger RNA, 1485 nt
Organism: Colletotrichum gloeosporioides
Lineage: Eukaryota; Fungi; Ascomycota; Sordariomycetes; Glomerellales; Glomerellaceae
Product: putative transporter
Exons: 5
Coding region: 1-1485 (494 amino acids)
Biological process (GO): allantoate transport; dipeptide transport; transmembrane transport
Cellular component (GO): plasma membrane
Molecular function (GO): allantoate transmembrane transporter activity; dipeptide transmembrane transporter activity
Source: RefSeq, a predicted model, not a curated record